AUGGGGGAAUAGACAUCCGGGUACUUCCGUCAGGUCAACAAACUUGUAAACAGAAGGAAAAUGCUUUUUGAUUUGAGAUUAAAGCCAGUGUUAUAUCGCUACACAUACAGCACAAAUAAACAGAAGCUAAUCAUGUAAGUAAGUAGCCUUAGAAGAAACCCUAUUAGCUCUAGAGAUCACCGUACAAUGUAGAUGGCUUCCAGUGGUAAACAUUUGUUAGCUGAUUGGGAAAUUUUCUGUCCAAUUGGUCCAAGUCUUGCCUUCCAUGUUGGAGCCUGUAUUGGUCAAUUUCUGUACGUCCAUGGAGGUCGAAUAGACAGAAACAGCAUAGAGGCUUCUAAUAAGCUACACUGCUUGAACUUUGAUACCAUGAUCUGGAAUGAAGUCCGAGUACCAGGGAGUCCUGCUUUAAGUCAUCAUGCAUGUGUUACCAUCGGAGAUAGAUAUCUGCUCCUGAUUGGUGGUUGGGAUGGGAAAGCAAGAACAUCGAAAGUCUUUGUAUUUGACACUUUAGAAUGCAAGUGGUUAUAUCCAUCAGCUGAGGGGUUUCCAUCUGAUGCAGGGUUGAGUUCACAUACUGCAACACUGUUAAAUAAUGGUAAAGUUCUAAUCCUUGGUCGUGAAGGUCCGUUACGCAUGCAACCAGAUGACAAAAUCCAUGGUAAUGCUUACAUGUUGACUGGAAGUAUAGAAUCUGGAAAAUUUGCCUACUCAGAAUACAGCCGGGCCACAGAAUCUAGGUCAGGUCACACAACAAAUUUCAUUGGUCCAAGAUUAUACGUACUUGGGGGUCGAAAUGAUCAACUUUUGGAAGUUCACAGUGGUUACAGAAGUGGGUCACCUGAUAAUGAAAAAGUAACAGAAUCAUUUAAAAAAAUCAUCAGAAGGCUUAAACCUAUGGAGAAAAUGCCUGGUGGACGCAAGCAUCACAUUGCCUUAGAAUCAUCUGGUGCAAUACUCAUUCAUGGAGGGGAAACAUUUGAUGGGAGAAGUAAAAUUGGAAAACCAGUUGGGGAUAUGUUCAUCAUGACAGACAAACCAAGUAUCAAUUUUUACAAAAUUGGUGAGAGUAAAGUUGGGCGUUCAGGCCAUAUUUGUUGUGUUACCAAGGAUGAAAAUAUUCUGAUACAUGGUGGCUUUGGUCAUAAAAUCAUUCAUGGUGAUACUAGAUGGUUAGACUUUAAAGUAUAGAUACUUACAGUGAAAUAUAUGUAGAUCAUAUCAAAAGUUUUUAUAAACAUACAUGUACAAACUAGAUUUUGCAACUUAUUUUAUAAUUGUAUUUGAAAGUUUAUUUAGUUCUGGUACAAAAUGUAAACCCAGGGUACUAGAAUUUUUAAACUGUAAAUAAGAACUUGAACAUGUUGAAUAAUGUAAUAGUUAUGACAGUGUAUGAGUAUUCAUCAUCUUCAAUUUUUUGCUAGAUAUUAAAUACUGUAAAUUCAGAAAUUAUUGCAUGCAUUUAUUAUUGCGAUUUUGCCAUUUUAAACUAAAAUGCGAUUUUAAUUUUUGCGAUAUAUUGAGAAAAAUCUUGUUUAAUUCAUAUAAAAUAUUUCAAAAUGUGAGUUUAAAUUAUUGCGAUUAUAAUCCUGUCGCAAUAAUAAAAACAUCGCAAUAAUUUCUGAGUUUACAGUAAACUUAAAAUAAAUAAAAAAAACUACCAACAAAGCAUUGAAAGAUGCAGAAUCAUCUCAGAUUUAUUUGAUUAUUUGGUCAUAAUUUCAUCUUCAGUUGUUUUUUGCUUUACCUGAACACCAUUUUCAAAAUGAUGACAUCAAAUGUUUAUUACGACCUAUUAGAGCUAAUCUUUUUAUUUUAUCUUAUACUGUGAUAUAUAUAAAAACUCAGGGUACAUAUGAUCUGGAAAUAUCUGUGAUAUACAAAUAUGUAGGACUCGGAGGAGGGAUGGGGACACUGAAGUGUGAUGGCUUCUUCACUGGUAUGCAAUAGUCUAUAUUACGAGUGAUGGCUAGUUUAAAAUCUACAGAUUUUUUUAAUAGUUAUUAUAUAAAUUUGGAUUUCGUUAUUGUCUAUGUAUGUCCUUAGUUACACUUGCGUACUAAAUGAGAGAUUAUCUUCAUGUGAAUAUAAUUAUGCUUUAACAUUUUAUCUUUGCUUGGUUCCUCUCAUGAAUUCCUUGUUUGCCAUAUUAUAAUAUGGAGAGUCUGUCUGUGGACCUGUAUGUAUUUAGAAAAUUCCACGCUUCAUAGUACAUAAAAAAAGAACCUUUUGUUGAUUUUGAAAAAUAUCCUCUACAGAAGGUUAUCUUUCCAUGUCUUGAUCUACCUAUCUAUUAUCACUCCUCGUUUCUGUAGUAUUCAAAGUUUAUAUACCUCUCAUUAACUUAAAAACCUGAAAAACUGCUUCUAAAAAACAAAUUGACUUUUACAUCAACAUAAAAAGAAUUGAAAUUAUAGUUUAUAUAGUCCAUCGCUCUUCAGUGUUACCACUAUCUCACUUAGCAUAGCCAUCAACAAGAUAUUGUCACAAUGCCAACAUCGCACUUCAGCAUCAAACCAUCACACAUCAGCGUGACCAUCGGGGUUCAGAGUCCUACAUGUAUAUGUACAAUUAAUUUUUAUGUGUGUGUAACAAUUGUUUGUCUUUGUAACAGAUCAGGCCAAAAAUAUAUAUUUACUUGUUUCCUGUCUCCUGGCAUAAAAAAAUAAUAGGGUAGGCUUUAAAGAGUUUAAUUAGUCCCUGGUCAGAAGAAGAUAUCUGUUUACUGAGAGGCCCUGAAUUAUUUAUAGGGUGAGAUGUGAAUUUUGUGUGUAACUUUUUUAUCUCAUUUACACUUUGUUUAUAGUGUAUGUCCUCAUUUUUAAUACUAGUCAUUUUAAUGUGUUACCAAAGUUAACAAAGUUGGUGAAGUGAAGUUUUGUUCUUAGAUUUGAAGUGAUGUUUUGUAUUAAUGUUGCUGAGUCUUGUAUUGUUCAUCUUUUUUGUUUUAGUGUUAUUGUUUGAACAGUUUGUUUUAUAUACAUAUCAAGGAUACGAGUAAUCAUUGUUGAAUAUAUCCAUCAAAAAUAGUUUACAAAUGCAAAAACUAAGUUGGACCUCAUUGAAAAUAUUUUUUCUUCUAAUCAGAUAUUUUUUCUCAAAGUGAAUUAUGUUAAUCUUUUUAUUUAUGGAAUCAUUGAAAAAGUUAUUGUCGUUUUAUAAAAAACAGGAUAAUGCAAUCAUGUUUUUUUUUUAAGUUAAUUUAAAAAGUGAUAUAAAACAUAUUUUUUGAAGUUUGGAUUGGAGGUGGAGGUUGUACUAUUCAAACUGAUAUAGCAGUCAAACCUGUCUAUAAAGGUCUUCCUUUAGGGACGGACCCAUGGUCCGAUGAAAGGGGGCAUAAUUGUCCAAAAUGGUAGAAAUGUGUUUUUUUUUUUUUUUACAAUUUCAAGCAAAAAAAUUAAAUUUUUUCCGAUAAGAGAGGGCAUAUGCCCUCUACACCACCCCAACUCCCAAACCUGAAUCUGCCACUGCCAUUUGGACCAAAGGGAACCGAUCUUGUAACAGAUUUGAUUCUUGAAUUAAGGUUUAGAAUGCAUAGGCAUUACCACACUGGGACAAGUACAGGGCAAUAAGAUAGGUUUUCACUGAAAUGAGGUAACUUUUAUAGCAGGUUUGACUGUGCAUGUAUUUUCCGUAUAUAUUUACCUGUUUUGUAAGCUAAAAAUGAACCAGGAAACAUGAGAGAGUAUGGAUGCAUAGCUUUUGAAAAGAAAAGAGAAUCUUAUUGUUUGUGAUAUUUAUGGUCAUAUCAGAAUUAAUCAAUUAUUUAUUUUGAAAUGUGUUUUAUCAAAAAUAGACAAUCUUAUAUAUUUACUACGUAUUUUUUUACAAUCAAUAUUUUUUUGUACUUUUUCUCUUAAUUUUACCAAUAAAGUUUAUUUUCUAUGAC
Mytilus californianus (California mussel) is the source of this 3892-nucleotide messenger RNA. RefSeq names its product kelch domain-containing protein 9-like. NCBI's taxonomy places the organism in Eukaryota, Metazoa, Mollusca, Bivalvia, Mytilida, Mytilidae. Gene Ontology annotation, molecular function: cyclin binding. Bases 193 to 1191 code for a protein of 332 amino acids. The record is from RefSeq and is a predicted model, not a curated record. The transcript is spliced from 4 exons.